GUCGCUUGUCAUCCGUUUGUUUGCAUACACUUUGCGUCACAUCUUUGGACACAAUCUUUGCCACCGAUUAUCACCGAAAAUGAUCAAUGGUUUCCCCAAUCAAAAGAUGGAUCCCAGGGUUUGUAUGUAUCGGUUGGGCAAUAAGACGAGGAAAACCGUGAACAAGGCGUUGGACACGGAUUGCGGUGAUAGUGAUGUGCUCAACGAAUCCGUGGCUGAACUCAAGAAAGUGAUGGACACUGAAGACGAUAACAAACAGCUAUUUUCGUACGACUCGCUGUCUUUGAUACACAAAUGUCUGCAACGAAUUGAUACCAAUUAUGAGCUCUAUUUCUACCAACUCUUGGAUGAAUGUCGUGUUGUUUUACCACAAUCUCGAAAGAACAAAGAACUUGAGGACAGAUUACUUGACUUGAAUUGCAAGCAGUCGUCGAGAGAUUACAAAUCAAUGACCUCUUCAGUGAGUGUGGGCUCGAGUCCAUCGAAAGAGACCCCAGAAGUCUCUUUCGGAAGCGAAUUCCGCGAAAUGCGUCCGACACUCAUAGCCGUUAUCAACGCAUUUGUCACAAUCGGUGGUACAUUCCUCUUCUGCUACAAAGCGGUCGAAUAUUCACUUCCAGAGCCACACGUCUCCACUCAGGUGUUGAGCGGACUGUUCGGGGCGUUGAUCGUAGCCGUGGCUGAGAUGUACUUCUUGGUCAGAAUUAUCUAAUCAUUUGUUUUGUCACUAAUUCUUAAAUAUAUUUACUGUUAACUAAUUUAAGGUAUAUUUUACACAAUUAUGUAAUAAACGGAUCAAUAAAUGGAUUAAAGUUCUUAAGCAA
Oppiella nova is the source of this 824-nucleotide messenger RNA. NCBI's taxonomy places the organism in Eukaryota, Metazoa, Arthropoda, Arachnida, Sarcoptiformes, Oppiidae. The record is from the annotation of a GenBank genome assembly.